Molecule: messenger RNA, 15304 nt
Organism: Coregonus sp. 'balchen'
Lineage: Eukaryota; Metazoa; Chordata; Actinopteri; Salmoniformes; Salmonidae
Source: the annotation of a GenBank genome assembly
AUGGUGAUGAAGUAUGUGCGCGGGGAGAAGGAGGCUCUGGACCUGCGCAGGGACAAGGAGGGGCUGGAAAGGAGGCUGAGGGAGGCCACCAAGGAGGUGGACCGCCAGGCCCUCAGGGGAAACCAGUUAGCCCAGGAGAAAGGCCGGCUGCAGCAGCUCCACGACACCAAGGUAACGCAGGGGAAGUGUUAAAGCAACCAAGAUCCACAUGUUCAGCUGCUAAGGUGGCGCUGGCGCAAUGUUAGAUGGACUUUCUGACACCACUGCUGCUUUAUUUGCACUGGCAAAUCAAUAUUUACUUUAAGGUACUGGAAAGAGUCUGCUCUUUUGCAUCAUCACACCUUUUGCUGAAACUUUACUGCUGACCAUAUCAACAGUGGACUACUGAACAAUAUGUUCUUUGAGUAAAGUGAUCCUUUAACAUUAAUUACUAAUGAAUUGGCAUACAGUGCUUGUUACAUCCUAAUGGAAUCCAUCUCUUGUUGUCCUCAGGAGGGAGAGGUGAGCAGGCUGAGUCGGGAGUUGGAGAACGUCAAGGAGGUGAUCAACUCUCAUCUCAUCAAGGUCAAAUGGGCCCAGAACAAGCUGAAGAGUGAGACCGACGCCCAUAAGGUAAGACCAACUGCAUUUUUUACACUGUUGAAUAGUAAGGCUACAGCCACACAGAAUGAACAUGGAUGAAAUCCUAUAUGCUUUCUUCAGUUGUCUAUUUUUGUCUGUCAAAAGUUCAACUCAAGUUUAUUUUUGGAGAAGUAGCAUACGUAAAAAGCAGACAUAUUGUGCGUUUUUUGACAGACAAUCAUCUCCGUUGAUGAUCAAUGGAUGACUCCCAUUGAAAAACCAAUGGCUCAAUCUGUGAUUUUCGGACACAAAAUCGCUGUGGCCAAAGCCUGAAUAUGAAUCGCAUCAGGAUAAAAGUUAAAAGACGGGAAGAAUCAGGAUGGAAGUGGCAGAAGAAUAAUAGUCCCACACGCUAUUAUACGCCCAAAUACAGUAUGAUUGUAUGUGACUUAGUUUAUGAUUUUCAAGGUCAUUAUCUGUGAGUCUGCAUUUUUUGGGCUGCUACUCUAAAGAACCAACAAAAUGACCAGAUGAAACCUACCCCCACAAAAAAUAAGAAUUACACUAUUUGUCUAAUGGAGAUUAAAAACAAAUUCAUUUGGGUUCCUGGAUCCUUUUACAGCAUUUUAAGGCUGCGUUGAGACAACUUAUCAAUGACCCAAGUGCAGCUCAUUUAAUCCCUACCAUUGUGUCGCUGAGUUGUCAUAAUGAUUCAGCAAAUGUACAUUAUCCUAGGGGGGUUGGAAGACACUGUAAAUAACCACAUUUAUGUCCCUCUUACUGCCUGGAAUGCCUCUGCUGAUCCUACAGCUAUUGUAUGCAGUAAUCAUAUGCCUAUAAACCAGAGUAAUACUGUUAGCACUGAGGUGGUGUGCCCUAGUAGGAAGUCCACUGUGUGCAGCUCACGUCUACCUCUGCUAAGCUUCCCAGUAAAGCAAGAAAAAUAAUCUAGCAUCCCAGAAAAGUGUUCAAAAUAGCCCACAUUAACAUAUGUAUCUUAAGAAACAAGGUUCAUGAAAUAAAUAAUUUGCUAGUAACAGAUGACAUUAAUAUUCUGACAAUCUCUGAAACUCACAUAGAUAAUACAUUUGAUGAUACAGUGGUAGCAAUACAAGGUUAUAACAUUUACAGAAAAUACAGAAAUGCCAAUGGUGGAGGUGUUGCGGUCUAUAUUCAGAACCACAUUCCUGUAAAGCUUAGAGAGGAUCUCAUGUUAAAUACUGUUUAAGUAAUAUGGCUACAGGUUCACCUGCCUCACCUCAAGCCCAUUCUGGUGGGAAGCUGCUAUAGACCACCAAAUGCUAACAGUCAGUAUCUGGAUAACGUGUGAAAUGCUUGAUAAUGUAUGUGAUCUCAAUAGAGAGGUAUACAUUCUGGGUGAUUUUAAAUAUUGACUGGCUUUCAUCAGGCUGCCCACUCAAGAGAAAGCUUCAAACUGUAACUAGUGCCUGCAACCUGAUUCAGGUUAUCAAUCAACCUACCAGGGUAGUUACAAACAGUACAGGAAUGAAAUCAUCAGUGGGAAGAACAAGUAUUUGAUACACUGCCGAUUUGGCAGGUUUUCCUACUUACAAAGCAUGUAUAGGUCUGUAAUUUAUCAUAGGUACACUUCAACUGUGAGAGACGGAAUCUAAAACAAAAAUCCAGAAAAUCACAUUGUAUGAUUUGUAAGUAAUUAAUUUGCAUUUUGUUGCAUGACAUAAGUAUUUGAUACAUCAGAAAAGCAGAACUUAAUAUUUGGUACAGAAACCUUUGUUUGCAAUUACAGAGAUCAUAAGUUUCCUGUAGGUCUUGACCAGGUUUGCACACACUGCAGCAGGGAUUUUGGCCCACUCCUCCAUACAGACCUUCUCCAGAUCCUUCAGGUUUCAGGGCUGUCACUGGGCAAUAUGGACUUUCAGCUCCCUCCAAAGAUUUUAUAUUGGGUUCAGGUCUGGACACUGGCUAGGCCACUCCAGGAACUUGAGAUGCUUCUUACGGAGCCACUCCUUAGUUGCCCUGGCUGUGUGUUUCGGGUCGUUGUCAUGCUGGAAGGCUCAGCCACGACCCAUCUUCAAUGCUCUUACUGAGGGAAGGAGGUUGUUGGCCAAGAUCUCGCGAUACAUGGCCCCAUCCAUCCUCCCCUCAAUGCGGUGCAGUCAUCCUGUCCCCUUUGCAGAAAAGCAUCCCCAAAGAAUGAUGUUUCCACCUCCAUGUUUCACGGUUGGGAUGGUGUUCUUGGGGUUGUACUCAUCCUUCUUCUUCCUCCAAACACGGCGAGUGGAGUUUAGACCAAAAAGCUCUAUUUUUGUCUCAUCAGACCACAUGACCUUCUCCCAUUCCUCCUCUGGAUCAUCCAGAUGGUCAUUGGCAAACUUCAGACGGGCCUGGACAUGCGCUGGCUUGAGCAGGGGGACCUUGCGUGCACUGCAGGAUUUUAAUACAAGACAGCGUAGUGUGUUACUAAUGGUUUUCUUUGAGACUGUGGUCCCAGCUCUCUUCAGGUCAUUGACCAGGUCCUGCCGUGUAGUUCUGGGCUGAUCCCUCACCUUCCUCAUGAUCAUUGAUGCCCCACGAGGUGAGAUCUUGCAUGGAGCCCCAGACCGAGGGGUGAUUGACGUCAUCUUGAACUUCUUCCAUUUUCUAAUAAUUGCGCCAACAGUUGUUGCCUUCUCACCAAGCUGCUUGCCUAUUGUCCUGUAGCCCAUCCCAGCCUUGUGCAGGUCUACAAUUUUAUCCCUGAUGUCCUUACACAGCUCUCUGGUCUUGGCCAUUGUGGAGAGGUUGGAGUCUGUUUGAUUAAGUGUGUGGACAGGUGUCUUUUAUACAGGUAACGAGUUCAAACAGGUGCAGUUAAUACAGGUAAUAAGUGGAGAACAGGAGGGCUUCUUAAAGAAAAACUAACAGGCCGGUGAGAGCCGGAAUUCUUACUGGUUGGUAGGUGAUCAAAUACUUAUGUCAUGCAAUAAAAUGCAAAUUAAUUAAUAAAAAAUCAUACAAUAUGAUUCUCUGGAUUUUUGUUUUAGAUUCCGUCUCUCACAGUUGAAGUGUACCUAUGAUAAAAAUUACAGACCUCUACAUGCUUUGUAAGUAGGAAAACCUGCAAAAUCGGCAAUCCAUCGGCUGUAGUGAUCACAAUAUAGUAGCCAUAUCUAGGAAAACCAAAGUUCCAAAGGUUGGGCCUAAUAUUGUGUAUAAGAGGUCAGACAAGAAGUUCUGUAGUGAUUCCUAUGUUGUUGAUGUGAAUAAUAUUUGUUGGUCUGUGGUGUGUAAUGACGAGCAACCAGACGCUGCACUUGACACAUUUAUGAAAUUGCUUAUCCCAGUUACUAAUAAGUGUGCACCCAUUAAGAAAAUGACUGUAAAAACUGUUAAAUCCCAGUGGAUUGAUGAGGAAUUGAAAAAGUGUAUUGUUGAGAGGGAUGAGGCAAAAGAUAUGGCAAAUAAGUCUGGCUGUACAACCGAUUGGCAAACAUUCUGCAAAUGUAGAAAUCAUGUGACUAAACUGAAUAAAAUAAGAAGAAACUACACUAUGAAACAAAGAUAAAUGACAUAAAGAAUGAUAGUAAAAAGCUUUGUAGCACCUUAAAUGACAUUUUGAGCAAAAAGGCAAACUCCGCUCCAUCAUUCAUUGAAUCAGAUGGCUCAUUCAUCACAAAACCCACUGAUUUUGCCAACUUCUUUAAUGAUUUUUUUUUUAGGCAUGACAUGCCAGCAACAAACGCUGACACUACACAUCCAAGUAUUUCUGACCAAAUUAUGAAAGCCAAGCAUUGUAGUUUUGAAUUCCGUGAUUGUUAAGCACACUUAUAGGGAAGGACGUUCAACAAGCACUUACACAAAUGACUGAUGAUUGGCUGAGGAAAAUGGAUGAUAAAAAUAUUGUGGGGGCUGUUUUGUUAGAUUUCAGUGCAGCUUUUGACAUUAUCGAUAAUAGUCUGUUGCUGGAAAAAGUAUGUUAUGGCUUUACACCCCCUGCUAUAUUGUGGAUAAAGAGUUACUUGUCUAACAGAACACAGAGGGUGUUCUUUAAUGGAAGCCUCUCCAACAAAAUCCAGGUAGAAUCAGGAAUUCCCCAGGGCAGCUCUCUAGGCCCCUUACUUUUUUCAAUCUUUACUAACGACCUGUAUGAAUGCAGAUGAUUCAACACUAUACACGUCAGCUACCACAGUGACUGAAAUGACAGCAACACUUAACAAAGAGCUGCAGUUAGUUUCAGAAUGGGUGGCAAGGAAUAAGUUAGUCCUAAAUAUUUCAAAAACUAAAAGCAUUUUAUUUUGGACAAAUCAUUCACUAAACCCUAAACCUCUACUAAAUCUUGUAAUGAAUAAUGUGAAAAUUGAGCAAGUUGAGGAUAGUAAAUUGCUUGGAGUAACCCUGGAUUGUAAACUGUCAUGGUCAAAGCAUAUUGAUACAACAGUAGCUAAAAUGGGGAGAAGUCUGUUUAUAAUAAAGUGCUGCUCUGCAUUCUUAAUAGCACUAUCAACAAGGCAGGUCCUACAGGCCCUAAUACAGGCCCUAAUUUUGUCGCACCUGGACUACUGUUCAGUCGUGUGGUCAGGUGGAACAAUGGGAGACUUAGGAAAAUUGCAAUUGGCUCAGAACAGGGCAGCACGGCUGGCCCUUGGGUGUACACAGAGAGCUAACGGUAAUAAUAUGCAUGUCAAUCUCUCCUGGCUCAAAGUUAUUUAUAAUUAUUUUUCUGAGGUCUUGGCUGAUUUCUUUAGAUUUUCCCAUGAUGUCAAGAAAAGAGGCACUGAGUUUGAAGGUAGGCCUUGAAAUAAAUCCACAUGUACACCUCCAAUUGACUCAAAUUUUCUGGAAUUUUCCAAGCUGUUUAAAGGCACAGGCAACUUAGUGUAUGUAAACUUCUGACCCACUGGAAUUGUGAUACAGUGAAUUAUAAGUGAAAUAAUCUGUCUGUAAACAAUUGUAGGAAAAAUUACUUGUGUCAUGCACAAAGUAGAUGUCCUAACCGACUUGCCAAAACUAUAGUUUGUUAACAAGAAAUGUGUGGAGUGGUUGAAAAACGAGUUUUAAUGACUCCAACCUAAGUGUAUGUAAACUUCCGACUUUAACUGCAUAUGCUAUCGGAAAAAGUAUCAUUAGGUUGUGUUUAUGAAGGUCUUAGAUUAAGAUACAAAUUGAAAGAACAUAACAUUUUCAUAGUUUGUUACUAUAGGCUAUAUGUGAAAAACGUCUAAAAACACAGAAUUUCAAGUGUAAAAUAAAUGUUAUUCGCGGAGUGCCUUGGUUACAUCUGUGAAGCAAAAAGGAUCUGCGUUGGAACACAGUAAGAGCUUCUUUUUAUAACGAUAAAACAAAUAACUUAGGGGACAUGACUUAGCGUCUAAGGCAUUUUGGCCCGUUUUUCACUACCUUGACAUUUUGGCUUCUACAGUGCUCUUGAUUUCUAUGGAUUCAGCACACACUCAGCUAAAAGUUAAAAAUGUCAAAACAGACUUUUGAGACUUUUAUAUGAGUGAUUAUGUGUCAUAAAGGCAAAAAAAAAAAACGCAUGUUGAAAUUCUUUCGUUGUAUAUGACGAAGAAAUGCACAGUUUGAGGAAGUAGGUUUUCAAAUCUGGUUUCCCCAGGUCUUGAGUACCUCUUAAGUUUUAGGGAGCAAAAAUGUGACUGAUCGGCUCGAUUCGGUCUUAUGUAGCAAAAUUUGAAAUUGUGUUUUUUACGGUGGAUAAAAGUAGAGACUCAGAGCUAGAAAAUGGUAUAUCAUACACUACAGUUGAGGAACAAUGGGAAAGUACAGUGCCUUUCAAAAGUAUUCAUCCCUCUUGGCGUUUUUCCUAUUUUGUUGCAUUACAACCUGUCAUUUAAAUUGAUUUUUAUUUGGAUUUCAUGUAAUGGACAUCCACAAAAUAGUCCAAAUUGGUGAAGUGAAAUUAAAUAAAUAACUUGUUUCAAAAAAUUAUUAAAAAUAAAUAACGGAAAAGUGGUGCGUGCAUAUGAAUUCACCCCCUAUGCUAUGAAGCCCCUAAAUAAGAUCUGGUGCAAACGAUUACCUUCAGAAGUCACAUAAUUAGUUAAAUAAAGUCCACCUGUGUGCAAUCUAAGUGUUACAUGAUCUGUCACAUGAUCUCAGUGUAUAUAUACACCUGUUCUGAAAGGCCCCAGAGUCUGCAACACCACUAAGCAAGGGGCACCACCAAGUAAGCGGCACCAUGAAGACCAAGGAGCUCUCCAAACAGGUCAGGGACAAAGUUGUGGAGAAGUACAGAUCAGGGUUGGGUUAUAAAAAAAUAUCUGAAACUUUGAACAUCCCACGGAGCACCAUUAAAUCCAUUAUUAAAAAAUUGAAAGAAUAUGUCACCACAACAAACCUGCUAAGAGAGGGCCGCCCACCAAAACUCACGGACCAGGCAAGGAGGGCAUUAAUCAGAAAGGCAACAAAGAGACCAAAGAUAACCAUGAAGGAGCUGCAAAGCUCCACAGCGGAGAUUGGAGUAUCUGUCCAUAGGACCACAUUAAGCCGUACACUCCACAGAGCUGGGCUUUACAGAAGAGUGGCCAGAAAAAAAGCAUUGCUUAAAAAAAAUAUAAGCAAACACGUUUGGUGUUCGCCAAAAGGCAUGUGUGAGACUCCCCAAACAUAUGGAAGAAGGUAUUUGGUCAGAUGAGACUAAAAUUGAGCUUUUUGGCCAUCCAGGAAAACGUUAUGUCUGACGCAAACACAACACCUCUCAUCAACCUGAGAACACCAUCCCUACAGUGAAGCAUGGUGGUGGCAGCAUCAUGCUGUGGGGAUAUUUUUCCAUCAGCAGGGACUGGGAAACUGGUCAGAAUUGAAGGAAUGAUGUAUGGCGCUAUAUACAGGGAAAAUCUUGAGGGAAACCUGUUUCAGUCUUCCAGAGAUAGGAGGAGGUUCACCUUCCAGCAGGACAAUGAACCUAAGCAUACUGCUAAAGCAACACUCGAGUGGUUUAAGGGGAAACAUUUAAAUGUCCUGGAAUGGCCUAGUCAAAGCCCAGACCUCAAUCCAAUUGAGAAUCUGUGGUAUGACUUAAAGAUUGUUGUAUACCAGCGGAACCCAUCCAACUUGAAGGAGCUGGAGCAGUUUUGCCUUGAAGAAUGGGCAAAAAUCCCAGUGGCUAGAUGUGCCAAGCUUAUAGAAACAUACCCCAAGAGACUUGCAGCUGUAAAUUGAUUUAUCAGUAGUAAAUCAGAUACAAUAUAGGAAAAUAUCUAGGCAAUAGGGACGUGUCUAAUGUUGAUGAUUCUUUUACAAUAUUGAGGACAUGCAAAGAUGCAGAGAAUUAAGUUGGGUUAGUCGGUGAGUGGAAAAAAUGAUUGACAUUUAUUUAACAUUUAUUUACGUUUAUUGGUGAGUGAAUUUUUUUUGUUUUCAUUUAUUUAUUUUACUCUUUAAUGAUGAGCGGUGCGAGGGAGUUGCUUUUUCCACAAGCCUUUUCUCAUGGCAAGCUAAUGAAACUGUAAACACACUAGCUAGCUAGCACACUAGAGCCAGCUAGCGCACUGGACAGUCUAAAUUGGAAAAACACUUGCUUGAGUUUCAAAAAUAGUUGCUAAAUGAAGGACUGCAAGCGCCAUUUGAGCCGUGACUUGAGCUACCGAAACAGGUGCGUCUUUUUCACUGUUCACCGCUUACUCCCGUUUCAAUAGGGUGAUAUUCCCUUAAUAUUGGGGGUUGACACAUACAGUUAACAGCAUUAACAAAAAUGAUUCCCCUUUUAACCAAGUGACCCGCAUUUGGCAGGUGUACAUUUUUUGCCCUGUGUUUAAUAUGUGAGCUUAAACUGGGUGGGCAGGCUUUUGUUAAAAAUGAAAGUGAAUUAUUCUGAUGAAAAUAAGCUCUUUGCUUUUAUGAAGACAAUGUAGGGAGAAGAAUUGUGUGAUAUAUUGCCUUGUAUUCUUUGUUGUUGUCAGAUGCACAUGAACAAAUGGAACACUAUUGUCAACAUGAAUUAAUAGUUGUCUUCAGCACAAAAUUUCACUUACCUUUUUCGGGCAGCCACCAAGCAGAUUCCACCUGCCUUUCUGUUCAGUUUGCAUUUCCCCCAGGCCAUCAGGCUAUCAGGCAACCGUUAAUGUCAAACCCUGUAAUUGGAUUGUGAUUAUACCGAUGAAUGAAUGCUGCACACAAUGUGCUUAUUUUCCAUUCCAUUCAUUUUUUAUUUUUAUGGAACAAUGUUUGAUUUGAUGUGUAUGAAAUUGUUUGGUGAAAUAUGGAUAAAAGGAGCGUAGCCAAAUUACCUAUAAUUCUGCACCUUUUGAUGGUUGUAUUUGUGUGUAUGCAGUUUUGAUUGUGACUGCAAAGAAAAUAUUGAUUUAAAUGUUAUUUUUUUAAGACAGACUAACUUUGUUUUGUCAGCUUGACUCAAGCGGUAUGUAUGUUUGUGAUCAUCUUUUUGUCGGCAGUCGUGUUCUUUUGAGGAAUGUAUUUGCAAUUUUUAUGGUACCAUUUAUUUUUGAUGGCAACUACAUUUUGAAAAUGCAUUUACUGUUUUGCAAAAGGCCACAGUUCUGUGUUGUGAGUACACUGUUUUGAAAAUUGAUAACAUUGUUCACAAAAUGCUUGUAUGCGAUGAGAAAAACUGUAACAUUCACCGUCUUCUUCUCACCACAGGAGACUAAAGUUAAGCUACGAGAGACCACGGCCAAACUCACCCAGGCGAAGGAGGAGACGGAGCAGAUCCGCAAGAACUGCCAGGACAUGAUCCGCACAUAUCAGGUGUGCGUCUGUGUGUUUUCAAAGAUGGAAUACCUGUGUAGAUGAGCUUUAUUAGAAAUCCAAAGAAAGUAUCAUGUGACUUAUCUUCUGAAAUCAGGCUAGUUUCUGUCCACUAGGGGCCAGUAGAGGGCUGUGUCCUUUCAAAUGCUAUCUGGUGCCGUAUUAUGUAUGAAGCGACAUGCUGUAGGAGUGCAGAUUUUUGCCUUUUAGAGCACAAUGAAUAUGAUGCGGGGGACCUGAUCCUAGAUCAGCACUCCUACUCUGAGACACUUGAUACAUAUGGCCCCAGAUCUUUGCUUUGGAAUUCAUUAGGGUUAUUCAGUGUUUUCCAUUACCGCCGGCUGUCGGCAAAUCAGCCAGUUACAGACGGCUACAUUUUCCGCUUCAUAUUAACUAGGCUACUUUUCAUUUAAAAGUUUCAAUUUGCCAGUCCGUUUCGUUCUGAACAGAACCAUUCUUUUUUUGUUGUUCUAUUCCACUGUUCCGACCAGCAAAGUUCUGAGCCAGUUCGAACCCCAAAAAAGUACCGGUUUAUAUCGGUUCUUUCUGUUCCUUUUAAAACCUCUGAAAUAUAGUUAUUUUUAUUAUUAUUUAGCGCGACAUUAAAUGACUUCACCGAUCAGUGCGGAUAAAGCAGCGUGCUGUGGAGCAGGGUAAGCAAUUUAAUCUGUAUAGGAAAGUCGUUAAGAGCAAAUUGUAUUUUGCCGUAACAGCAUGGUUUAAGCAUAAUGAAAGACAAACACACACACUGUGCUGCCAGUCACAGUGUAGGGCGCGAGAUGCAACUGAAAUUUUGAGGGUGAGGAGACAGCGAGAGACGAUGAAGGAAUCUUGCUUUGAAGCACUGGGCAUCUUGUUAAGACAUGCCUUCUCUGAAUUAGGCCCACAGAAUUAUAGCUACAGAUGAGCGGCAUCUAUGGAGGAAAGUUAAAUGUAUUUGAACUUCUGAGUUGGUUUAACGUUGGACCAGAGCAAACUUUAGCUAGCUAGCUAGCUAGCUAACAAGCUUGUAUGUGCAGAGCAGCACUAUCAUUAAAAACACGUCUUACCUUUUUGUUAAGAAAUCCAAUGUGAAAUGUGAUAACCUUAACUAGCAUUGGAAAAAGUCUAUCCUUUCUUCUUUAAUUAAACCUCUCCAUAAUUUCUGAAUUACGCUUGUAACGUCGUCAGUAGGCUACAAUAACAUAUGCUUCAGAGGGGAGGGGCAGGUAGCCUACACACACAUGCACGCACACCCCCUGGCAAAGAUUUCCAGCUGGCAGGCAGACGCUGGAAUUAUGCCACGUUCACGUGUUAGUCAAAAACUCUGAAAUCUCUGACUUGCUAACUGGUUGUAGUUAUACACGUGCUGCGUUCAACCAGCUAGCAAGUCGAACAUUUUCGAGUUUCCUAGUUCUGACAAGCACGUGAAUGCGGCAUACGUUUCUGAGUGACAGAGUGCGGGCUUUGCAUAGGCGCCUUGUUGCGAUUUUUGUGGGACUGGAAAAAUAACAUUAUUAACCGGUUCCCAUGCUUUUAAAAUAACGGUUCUGUUCUAGAACAGUAAAAUCACGUUCGUUUCGGGUAUUGUUUCUCAAAUAAUUUGGUUAUUUUCCGGUUUUCGGUUCAUUUCCCUGAGCUGGUUCCAACCCUUGGUUGCAGUAUAAUUGAUUUACAGGGAGGAGGGAGAGAGCACAUGAGGCUCAUGAAUUUGCACGUCCCAUGUAAUGUAAGUGGUAACGAUAAGUCAAAAUCCACAACUUAGCCUAAUGAUUGUUUUCUGACACAUUCAUUUAUUUUCUUUCACGUGUUUCACAUAGCCAGCCACGUGGAGUUCGUGGCGCAUAGUAGGCUAUUUACUGUGUGUUGAUUGACAACUGAACAGCAAGUGUUGACUAGUUUAUAAAACUUAGCUAACUGACUGAAUAAAGUCGAUCUCCUAUAUUCCUUUGCCAUUCAUAAAUCAUGCAACGUGGUUAUAUGUCCAUGGUAUUGCAUCGGGACAAGUAAACCAAAGGAUUUCGUGGGUUUCCUUUCCUAGGAUGUCAGGGCUUGCCAAACAAUGACGCUAAAGUGAGUGACUCUCGUCUCGUCAGUCAGUGUAGCCUACCGAAUCACAUCGUUGAGAGAGCCGUUCAUUUGGCUCCCUAAUCUGCAUAGGCUACUGGUAGGUCUAUUCUUUCGGCGAUUAUCUGCAGAUAAAUUAUGAACACAUUCGAUGAACUGCCAAGGCAGCAGCUACUCUUCCUGGGGUCCGGCAAAAUUAAGGCAGUUAUACAAUUUUAAAAACAUUACAAUACAUUCAUUACAGAAUUCACAACAUACUAAGUGUGUGCCCUCAGACACAUACUCCACUACCACAUUUAUACAACACAAAAUCCAUGUGUACGUGUGUGUAUGUUAUCAUGUGUGUUUGCAUGUGUCUGUGCCUAUGUUUGUGUUGCUUCACAGUCCCCGCUGUUCCAUAAGGUGUAUUUUUAUCUGUUUUUUAAAUCAUAUAGGCCUAGACCGAGACAAUAUCCAAAACAACUAACAAUACACUGAAUUCAUACAUUUCCAGUCAUUUCAAUUGUACAGUCAUGUCUUUCAACACAAUACCACAAUACGUUUUUACAAUCUGGGAGAUAAUAGUAUUCAAUAAUUUAGCUGUGUAUUUCAGAUGGAAUCAAGGCAUUAGAAUGUACCAGAAGCCACCAAAAUAGAGCUUCUUCUGCAAAAUCCCCCUAUUUUUUCUAUUUGGCUGGCGACUUUAUGUUCCUGUGGAAAACACUGGUUAUUCCGACUCACUCUCUCCCUCUUACCCUUAAAUCAAUAUUUUUUCUCUUUACUCCUUGUUUCUUUUCUUCCUCUAUUAUGAUCUCUCUCCAUCCUUUGUUUUUCCUCCUCUCUUUCUCUUACCACAUCCUUAUUUAUUUUUCUCUCUCUCUAUCCUCUCUCACUCCUUCCUCCAUCUGUUGCUCCUUCCCCGCUGUUCCUCUCUGUGCUUGCUCUCUUUAACCCCUCCCCCCCCCCCUCGCUCUCUCAGGAGUCAGAGGAGAUCAAGUCGAACGAAUUGGACGCCAAGCUGCGCGAGACCAAAGGCGAACUGGAGAAACACAAGCAGGAACAGACAGACCAGCUGGAGGUCCGACACAACACACACACACCGACACACACACACACACCGACAUACACUUACACACUGCCCCAUUUACACUGCCCUCUUUUAAGAUUCACACUUAAGAUAAAUUGCAGAGAAAUUAUCAAUAUUUAAGCCAUCGGUCACAUCAACAACAACUCAAAAGACUUCAUAACUGCUGUUUGUCAUUUAUGCAAUGCCCUGUUGCCAUGGCAAUCAACUUAAUUCAAGGUCUCAUUUGUAGUAUUUUGGGAAGUUUUUUUUAUGAGGAUGUUCAGCUUUGAUUUGAUUAAUGUUGCUUUACUGGAAGUGUUAUUGCUGGUUUGCAUUAACCUCACCUAUGCUCUCCAGAUUCCAACCAUUCACGUAUUGCUUGAGUAAUAUCCCAAAGUCACCUCAGGCAACUGAGAAAUAGGAAAGCUUUAACAUGAACGAACUUUGACAGUGUCCAAAACAAUAUUAACAGAUAUUCUGAAAUGGAAGGAGAAAGAUAUCUCAUUUGCUAAAUCACUUUGAACAGUUACAGGUGGACAAUCUGAAUGAACAUUCCAAAAUGUUGUAGGAAAGCAUCAGUAGUUUCAAGUUUGAUUAGUCUUAUGUACGGGAUACACAUGGUAUACACCGUCCAACGAAAUGCUUACUUGCAGGUUCCUUCUCGACAAUGCAAUAACAAUAAGUAAUAAUAAAAUAUAAGAAUACGAACAUAAAGUAAAUGGCUCAGUAGAAUAGAAUAACAUUUUUAGCGUGAGUAUAAUUAAUACAGGAAGGCACAAUUUAUAGUCCAAUAUUAGCUAUUCUUCUUACUACUGUACAUGUUCUAGAAAGCAUUUCGUAACGUCAUCGCGUAUAGGUGGCAGUUGGAUCCGAAACACUAGCUUUUCAGACUGUUAUCUAACCUAACGAAUGCUCUGCUCUGAUUGACAGAUGCACCAUUCCAAGGCCAAGGAGCUAGAAGACCUGAAGAGGACAUUCAAUGAGGGGAUGGAUGAACUGACCACCAUGCGCGCAAAGGUGUGUGUGUGUGUGUGUGUGUGUGUGUGUGUGUGUGUGUGUGUGUGUGUGUGUGUGUGUGCGCGUACGCGUGUCUGGGUCUCUGCAUGUGUGUGUGUCUGUCUCUCUCGCCUCGUUUACACCUUGCACUAAUGUGGUUUUCAUUGUCCGAUCAAGAUGAUCGAAUCACUAUCUAAUUAAGUUCUGUCACGUUUACACAUGGUAUUAAAAUGUCUGUUAUCCAUCCACUCUGUCUGCGUCGUGAACACAUUUCCUGAUCCCCCCAUGUAUUACAUUUAUUUGAUAUUCUUUCAUGCUUAGACAAUUAUUGAGACCUUGAGUCUAUGUUGUCACUUGUCAAAUAAUUGUACUGCGCUAUAAUGAUGAUUAAAGUGGUUUCAUCAUCCAGAUCUGUUUACACCUGUAAGAUAUCCAGAUACAAUGCGUGCCUGACUACCUCCAGAGACAUACAAUUUUGUUUACCAUAACUUAUUGCCUUGUUCUUAUAGAUUCUAUCUGAGGGAUCAAAUUCCUGCAUUAUACACAAAAUCAUUUCAUGGCUUAUGCUGUUCUUAUGCAUCUGAGUGACUCAACAUUAUACAAAUACAAUUUUAGAUUCUCCCUGACUGUCUAUUUUUUUGAGGGGGUGAUUGUUAGUUCUCAAAGAUGAUCUUAUUACAAAAUAUAUUGCUCCAUUAUUGUCUACAUACUUUAUAUCUGGUUUUAGUUGUUGAAGUUUACACUGAAAACGUUUUACCACCCUAAAAUUAUUUAAUUAUUUAUUUGUAUUAUUAUUUUAAAAAAUUGCAGUGGCGGCCACGAUUUAGCAGCGGUGGAGUGCCGCUGCAAAAUGCAUAUAGGGAAAACACUGACACAAAAAUGUGGGCACAAACACAGAAUGUGGACAAGAUCAGGACAAAGGACGCAUGUUAGCACCAGGUAUAAAUGGGGCUUCUCUCUCUCUCUGUGUGUGUGUGUGUGCUGGGUCACAGGUGAAGUGUCUGGAGGAUGAGAGGCCUCGCUGGGAGGAUGAGCUCUCCAAGUACAGAGAGAUCAUCAACAGGCAGAAGGCUGAGAUCGCGAGACAGAGAGACAAGCUGGGAGAGAUACACGCACUGGAGGAACAGCACCAACGGUGAGCCAACACACGUACACACACAUACGUACACACACAAAUGUACACACGUACAGAGACAGGCUAGUCGGUUGACCUUGUAUUGCUUGCCUCUGCACCGUUUGGCUGAUCCUAGUGUGUGACCUUGUGAAUGAAUGCCAAUUCUCCAAAGUGGCAUCCUGUCCUGUCUCUCCCAAUCCUCAUUGAUUCGACAGCACUGUAAAGGGAAACGCAACACAGUAGAGGUUGAAUUUCCGUCCCAUUUUUGUCACCUGUCAAGGCAUUCUGAGGACAAAUAAAUGGGCCAUAGGAAAGGGAGCAACUUAAGAGAAAUGGCUGUCACGGUCCAUGGUGACAUCCCUGUGCACUUGUUCACAUGUACACUUCUGAGUGCACACUGACCUAUGGUGUGUGUGUGUGUCUUACUAGCACUGAUUUUGCUGAUAGCUGCUUUGAGGAAAGCUUCACUUGCAAUGACUGUGAUUUUGUGUGAAAUUCUCACCUACCUUGGUUGAAUGCACUGUGACUGUAAAUCGCUACAGAUAAUUGUCUGCUAGAUACAUAAAUGUGAUGUGCUGUGCGUGCAAUGUGUCUUCCUCAGGGACGAGCAUGAGAUGGCCAGUCUACGCGAGGAGGUGGAGAGCGUGAACGUCCAGAUUGGUGACCUCCAGCUGGAUGUGCAAGGCAGCCGGGAGCGGGAGGCCGAGCUCCUGGGCUUCACGGAGAAGCUAAGCAGCAAGAACGCCCAGCUGCAGUCGGAGAGCAAUGGCCUACAGGCCCAGUUGGACCGACUGGGCACCGACUCCAUGGAGCUGCAGGGCCGACUGGAUGAGACGCAGACAGCACUGGCCGACCAG